GACAAUCGGGAAAAACACAUCAACAAUAGCCCAAGGAGCUCGACAAUAUAAGAGAAAGGCGCCAUGGCUUUCGGACGGUCUAACUCGCUGUCCUUAAAUACAGGCGCGACCAACAGCAUGUUUUCACAGCAGCAACAACAAUCACAGGCCAAUGCCGCACCAGCGCAAGCCACCAACCCAUUCGCGAGCUUAGGCGGCCAAUCCUCGACUCAACAACAGCCCAUCAGCAGCAUGUUCGGCAGCUCGACUACACAGAACCAAGCAAAACCAGCAAGCAAUCCCUUCGGCAACACAUCUUCCAACAGUGUUUUUGGCGGUUUGGGAGGUCUCGGAGCUACAGCGCAGCAGUCUUCAGCGAUCAACAUGUUUGCAAAGCAGCCGACCACCACUCAAGCACCGACCGCCGCCAGCAGCAUCUUCGGCAAUAUGAAUGCCUCACAACAAGCACCAUCACUCCUUGGCGCCGCACAACACAACAACCUCAACCAAUCACAACCUUUCGGCAGGCUCAGCAUGGGACAAGCUAACGGCGCCCCUUCCAACACGGUCGGCGCUGUCAAAGUUUCUCUCAACGACCUUCGCCCGACCACCCGCUUCGAAGACUGCAUCGAUGAAGUGAAGUCGGAGAUGGAAGCCAUCGACAAGAUGAUUCAACGUCAGGAGCAAUUCGCGAAAGAGCUCGAAGCUUUCCUCCCAGCACAUGAAGACAAUGUCAACUCCAUCGCUCCCGACGUCGACUUCAUCCGCGACAAAGCUGAGGAUGUCGAGCAAGCUUUGUCAUCUGAUGCGCAAGGUGUUGAAGCCCAGCGCAAGAACGCCGACAAAGACGUCAAAGACCUCGAACGCUGCCAGCGCAUCAUCACCAAUCUCUCCCUCCCACAAGGCUUUCAGUACAACGGCAUGAACUCCGGCGGAUACGGCAGCAUGUACGGAUCUCAACAACGCCCCGCACAGCGACCAAGCUCCAACGCGGGCGAAGACUCGAACCAAUACGACACAGAUCUCGUUAAUAACUACUUCGUCCCCAAAGCUUCGGAACUACAAGGCAUCAUGAACAUGUACGCCAGCAGUCUCGCCGAGAUUGAGAGUCACAUGCGUGUGAUUGAGAUGUCAGCGGUGUCACAGGCUCAGCAGUUGGCGCAGCGGAGAUCGGGCAUCAGCGGUGGACAAUCGACUAGUAACGAGACUGUGCGCGAGUUGGCGGAUACGCUGAGAGGGUUUGAGGAGAGCAUUCUUGGCGUGGCGGGUGUCGUUGGUGAGAGCAGGGAUGGAGUGAAUGAGCUCGUGCUGGGACGGAUUGGUGGUGGAUACUGA
Messenger RNA from Zymoseptoria tritici IPO323, 1314 nucleotides. RefSeq lists its product as uncharacterized. Gene Ontology annotation, cellular component: nuclear pore. The coding region runs from base 64 to 1314 and encodes 416 amino acids. Gene Ontology annotation, biological process: nucleocytoplasmic transport. The transcript has 2 exons. NCBI's taxonomy places the organism in Eukaryota, Fungi, Ascomycota, Dothideomycetes, Mycosphaerellales, Mycosphaerellaceae. The record is from RefSeq and is a predicted model, not a curated record. Gene Ontology annotation, molecular function: structural constituent of nuclear pore.